AUGGAGUGUGAGAGGUGCUGUGGCGGUGAAUUCAACGAGUUUUGCCAUCACCAAGAAACACCGUCUUCUUCUACCCACCAAAUUCUCUCUCCUCUCCAUCAAAUCCCAAAACCCUUCAACGGAACCUCCAAAACCCACAAUUUCUACCCAAGGANUCUUCUUCUACCCACCAAAUUCUCUCUCCUCUCCAUCAAAUCCCAAAACCCUUCAACGGAACCUCCAAAACCCACAAUUUCUACCCAAGGAAUUGAUGAGACCUCUUCGACAUCACCCAAGAAACUCGAUUCAGCUGGCCUAGGGUUUGGCUCUUCAUCUUCUGCUAAUUUGGACGCCGAUUCAGUGAAUACGAAGAAGAAACAGAGCAAGAGAGAGAGGGCAUCGGUGAUUCGCCGAGUACCGGCACAAAAACCCACCUUUCUCUCACAAAAAGAAGAGGCUCAGAUUAAGGAACAGAGUAGGAAUGAGAGUGCUUUUCUUCUUGCUUGGUUAGGGCUCGGAGGGGUUAUUCUCGUCGAGGGUAUUGCUCUUGCAGCAUCAGGCUUCCUACCAGAAGAGUGGGAUAACUUCUUUGUUAAUUAUCUCUACCCAUCAUUUACGCCGACUGUCUUCUUAUUUGUCUCUGGAACAGUUGUUUACGGAUUUAAUGGUGACCACAGUUUAGUUUGUCUGGCAACGCCUUUGCUUGUCAUGCUGGGGAGAAAAAUGUAUGAGUGCUCUACUGAUAAUUGA
Molecule: messenger RNA, 729 nt
Organism: Ilex paraguariensis (yerba mate)
Lineage: Eukaryota; Viridiplantae; Streptophyta; Magnoliopsida; Aquifoliales; Aquifoliaceae
Source: the annotation of a GenBank genome assembly